CCCCGAGGGAGAAGCCUCUGAACUGCUCAUUAGCGCGGGCAGGUGAAGUGCGAGCGCCACUCAGCCCACUCCAGGUGCAGGGCGCUUCAGCGACCCGCCUCGGGAACCAGGCAGACUUUCGGACAAAAAGUCCUGUUUUCAGUCAAGAGAGAUCUGUACUUGGAAGGCAGCAUGUCCAAUGUGUCCUUAAGAAAAACAUCUCCCACAGGAAACGCUAUGAAGAGUUCUACUCAGGGAACAACACAGAGACAACAGGGUUUUCUCGAGGUGAACAAAAGAAGGGCUUUCUUACAGGAUAACAGCUGGAUAAAGAACCGUCCUGAAGGAAGAGAUGAAAAUUAUGGUAGGGUGGUGUUGAACCGUCAUAACUCCCAUGAUGACUUGGAGAGGAAAAUAAAUGAGAUAAAUGAGCUAAAAGCCACAAUUAGCCGGUAUAGAUCUGAUGACAGUUUGGACAGGAUCUCAGAUAGACAUGAUGCUGCUAAAACAUAUAAGGCCAAAACCUUGGAUAACCAACUAACCAAUAGAAAUAUGUCUGCGUUUAGAUCACCAGAAGCAACAAAAAUCAGGCGACCUGGAGGUUUUGUCAGUCUGAACACCACCAGCACCCUCCCUCCCACCUCUGCUACAGCUCCAGUAAAGAAAAAGAGACAGUCCUGGUUUCCACCACCCCCUCCAGGAUAUAAUGCCACUCCAGGCACAGGAGCAAGCAGAAGGGAACCAGGUGUUCAUCCUCCAAUACCACCAAAGCCCAGUUCUCCUGUUUUAUCUCCUAACCAGCUGAGACGGGAUAAUAGGCAGAUUUGUCCACCAAAAGCAAGUGUAUAUUCAGAAAACAACAGAUCUGCUGAAAGAAAUAUAAGUCGUCAGGAUCUGGAGAACAUCGUCAAAGUGGCGACUUCACUUCAGAGAACUGACAAGGGUGAAGAAUUGGAUAAUAUCAUCAAAAUGAACAAAAGCUUGAGUAGAAAUCAAGGUCUUGAUGGCAUCUUCAGAACAACUCCUAAGGCAGAGCAAAUAGAGAAAAGAGCCCAAAGCCUUGACUGUCUUCUCUUUCUGAAUAGCCGGCCAAACAAAGACGGCAAAGGAAACCAAACUCUUGACAGUUUCAUAAAAGAAAACCCCAGAACAGUAAAGAAUGACAAAGGAAACCAAGGCCUUGGAAGUUUUAUCCAAUUUAACCAAAGGACUGACCAGUAUGAGAAAGGAAAACAAGACCUCAGUGGGCGCAUUAAAGUGAGUCCUGAAACAAAUAAAAAUAUGAAGAGGGGCCAGAGUCUUGGCAAUCUCAGCAGUGUGACCCCUGAAGUGAGCAGAAGUAACUCAGGUUCCAAAGACCUUGAAAACCUCAUCAAAGUGAAUCCAGGAACAGACAAAAGUGUGCAAGGGUGCCAAAGUGUUGACAGCCUUAUCAAAGUGACUCCUGAAACAAACAGAACUAACCAAAGGAACCAAGACCUGAACAAUCUUAUCAAAGUGACUCCCUCAGCAAACAAGAGAAAUCAAGAUCUUGACAAGCUCAUCAAAGUGAAUUCUGAAACUCUCACCAACAAUCGGAGAAACCAGGAUCUGGAUACCCUCAUCAGAGUGAACCCUGAAGCGGUCCGAAGCAGUCAGAGCCAAGACUUGGACAAUCUUAUUAAAGUGAAACCGUCCGCUCUCAGGAACACGGCGCGAGAUCGGGACCUGGAAAAUUUAGUUGAACUAAAAUCUAAUGUACCCAAAAAUAAGAAUGGAAGGCUAGAAGGCCAAGUCAAUGGACUGACUGAUGCUUCCAACAACAGGUCCACAGGAACGACUACCCAUUCUUAUGAAGAGAGGAAGAAUUUCAGUUCCAAUGCUGACACCAGGCCUGCAGGACCAAAGGAUACCGUUGUGUACACGAGGACAUAUGUGGAGAACAGUAAAUCCCCAAAGGAUGGCUACCAGGAGAACAUUUCUGGGAAAUACAUACAAACUGUUUACUCAACUUCAGAUAGGUCUGUCAUUGAAAGAGAUAUGUGCACCUACUGCCGAAAGCCCUUGGGCACAAAAACCAAAAUGAUUUUAGAUGAAUUACAAAUUUGCUGCCAUUCCACUUGCUUCAAGUGUGAAAUAUGCAAACGGCCUCUGGAAAACCUGAGAGCAGGAGACAGUAUUUGGAUUUAUCAACGGACAAUACACUGUGAACCUUGCUACUCCAAAGUUGUGGCAAAGUGGAUUCAAUAAUUCUGGCACAUGGGAAUCAAGAAAAAAGCAUUCAUUAAGGAAUUAAAAAAUUAUUUUAAGAAUAUGUAAUUUAGAAAAGCUUUUACUCUGAAGAUUGACUUUUGUAUACAAUGAACAAUUCUGCUAUUGCAUAAAUAACCUAAUUGCCUUCAAAAAGGUCAUAUUCAUAAAGGGAACCAUCUGUUAUCUGGCUAGAUUCCGUCAUCAAAAAUUCAAGUGGUUUCAGUUACCAAUGUCAAAGGAAUGAUGCUCCUGAUGGGUGAGAGCAUCGUCACCCCAAGCAGGCCCACCCCUGCUCCAUCAAGCUGUGCAUCGUGAUUUCCAUUAUAAACAAAUUCCUGAUUGUCUCACCUUUGUUUCCCUAAGAAUUUGGAUUUGCAGACAUUAUUGACAAAUUGUCAAGAAAGCAAGAUAUGUUUCCUUCAUGUGCAAAAGAAAUGUUGAUAGAAAUGUUCUUAUAAAGUUUGGCCAAUAAUAACAUAAAGUCAUAUGGACCUCAGAAAGUCCUUUGAACUUUCUGCUCUCUCUUUUUUUAUCUACAAUAUGAGUGGCAUUGAAAAUUGUCCCAAAGGUCCCUUUCUGAUCCUCAGAUUAUUCUAAAGCAAGUUUUUGUUUCUCUUUAGAAAUAUAUCUGAAUAAGUCUUUGUUAAUCAUUUUGAACUAGAGAGGACAUCUGAACAGCUUAACUUCAGUGUAAUUCAUUUUAUUGCAGAUAUAAUUUUAAAAAAUAGAAAGACAUUGGCUUAUGGGUAAUGGGUAAAAUUAUAUGACAUGUAUUUUACAUAUUAUAAUUGGUUAAUUUUUUGCAUGUGUUUCAAAUCUGGUUAUAUAAAUAAUCUAUGAGAAAAUAAUGGUUAUGGACUACAAAAGACAUGUUCUUUAACAUGUUACAUCUAUUCAUAUUACAUAGCACUUUAUGUUUACAGAUGGCUUAUUCAAAUAAAAUGAACUAUCAGUGAUAC
Messenger RNA from Pipistrellus kuhlii (Kuhl's pipistrelle), 3170 nucleotides. RefSeq names its product sciellin (gene SCEL). Gene Ontology annotation, cellular component: cytoplasm. NCBI's taxonomy places the organism in Eukaryota, Metazoa, Chordata, Mammalia, Chiroptera, Vespertilionidae. Bases 172 to 2208 code for a protein of 678 amino acids. The record is from RefSeq and is a predicted model, not a curated record. Gene Ontology annotation, biological process: epidermis development. The transcript is spliced from 32 exons.